AUUUCCAAAAUGUUGGGAGGUAUGGCAUGAGGAGGGCAUGGCAUGAUUAUUUGUUGUUGGAUGGCUGUGUACAAGACUGGGUGCUACAGCAGGGUGUCGGCAUGUGAGUCCAGGGGCGCCAUUUCCCUCACAGUAGCGCUUGUGCCCCGUCGGCUGACCCCCAUCUCUUGCUCCUCCGGCCUGAGGCAAUGGGAAAGGGGGAGGAGCACGAGGUGCCGCCCCACCCACAUGGGCUGUUCCCUCAGACAAGAGGAAAGAACAGCGGAUGAAAGGGCCUCUCGCGUUCACUCAGCAUCGCAAACUGCUGCUGUUUGGGCGUCUCUGACAGAGAGAGAGAGAGAGAAAGCAAAGUGAAAGGAAGGGAAGAACAUGGGGGCACUUCAGGAGGGGAAUUAUUCUCCGUUAACUCUGCGCCCUGUGGCCCCUCGGCGUCCCCCCUCAGGAGCACUGUCUCCCAGAUACUGCCGGGCUUAACAGCUGAAUGGAGACACAGACGGACUGUGCUGUCCCCUAAAACAACUGAAGCCACAACGUGAAUAUACAGUGGAACCCCCCUCCCCUUACCCCACGCUUGGCUGAGUCCUGUGCGCUAGUCAGUGAGCGACACGCCUGAUCUCGCAUUGUCUGCACAGAGCAGCCCCGACACACGCACCUUCAAUCGCAUCGCCGCCGAUACCCCACGGGAGACGCUUCAGGGUGGGUUUAACGACCUCACGUGCCAAAUGCGCAGCUGCGAAAGGCAAAAACGAGCGACCGCGGCUGUCUCACACUAGAGAGGGGCAAGCGGGCUCUUUGCUUGUCACCGGGGGACAUGGAUGGGGAUGGCAAGCUGGAUGAUGACAAGAGGCCAGUGGUGGGGCUAGCGGAGUUCAUGCAACUUUCCCCGUGCGACGAUGAGGAGGAAGAAGCAGCAGCGGGGGCUGUGGGCAAGCUACACGGGGUUCGGCGGCACCAUCACAAGCACAACCUGAAGCACAGGUACGAGCUGCUCGAGACGCUGGGCAAGGGCACCUAUGGCAAAGUCAAGCGAGCCGUCCAGAGGUUUUCGGGCAGAGAGGUUGCCAUAAAAUCUAUUCGUAAAGACAAAAUCAGAGAUGAGCAAGAUAUGGUUCACAUCAGAAGAGAAAUUGAGAUCAUGUCAUCACUCAACCACCCGCAUAUCAUAAGAAUUUAUGAAGUUUUUGAAAAUAAGGACAAAAUUGUGAUCAUAAUGGAAUAUGCAAGCAAAGGCGAGCUGUAUGAUUAUAUCAGCGAGAGACGAAGACUGAGCGAAAGGGAAACCAGACACUUCUUUCGUCAGAUUGUCUCUGCUGUGCACUACUGCCACAAGAAUGGUGUUGUACAUAGAGAUUUAAAACUGGAGAAUAUUCUUCUUGAUGAAAACGGCAACAUAAAGAUUGCUGACUUUGGCCUUUCAAACCUUUAUCAAAAAGAUAAAUUUCUGCAAACAUUCUGUGGAAGCCCUCUUUAUGCUUCUCCGGAAAUAGUAAAUGGGAGACCAUAUCGAGGUCCUGAGGUUGACAGUUGGGCCCUUGGAGUACUUCUCUACACUCUAGUUUAUGGAACAAUGCCCUUUGACGGUUUUGAUCACAAAAACCUAAUCAGACAAAUAAGCAGUGGAGAAUACCGUGAGCCAACACAACCAUCAGAUGCUCGUGGGCUGAUUAGGUGGAUGCUUAUGGUUAAUCCUGAGCGCCGAGCAACAAUUGAAGAUAUUGCAAACCACUGGUGGGUUAACUGGAGCUAUAAAAGUAGUGUAUGUGACUGUGAUGUUUUAAGAGACUCUGAAUCUCCACUACUUGCAAGGUUUAUCGAUUGGCAUAAUCGUUCUACCAGCAGACAGCUUGAGGCUGAAAACAAAAGCAAGUGCCUUUCAAAACCAUCUGAAAUUUCAUUAGAACGGCAAAGAUCUUUAAAGAAAUCCAAGAAAGAGAAUGACAUUGCACAGUCUUUGCAAGAUGGUGCUGAUGAAACAUCAUCAGUGACAAUAUCAAAGAGACCCAAAGGAAUAUUAAAGAAAAGAAAUGGUGAUCAUCGUUCACACAGUGAUGGCUAUAUUGAUGGUGUUGUUAGUCCUGUUUCGUCCCCAACAUACAAGAUCAAUGAUGAAAAAGGGCACAUAGAUACAUCUCCCAACUCCACACAAGACCUCGAAGAUCCAAUUAUAUGUGAUACCAAACAGGCCACACCAAUGCCAAAAAAGGGCAUUUUAAAAAAGACGCCACAAAGAGAGUCUGGCUAUUACUCUUCUCCUGAACGGAGUGAGUCAUCUGAACUGUUGCACAAUGAUGAAGAAGAAAGUAUCAAUCCUUCACAUGUUAUCAGUGAGACAAAGAGAACGCUUUCUCAUAGUCUUUCAUAUAGGAGAAAGGGCAUCUUAAAGCAUAAUAGCAAAUAUUCCAGCAACUGCACCGAUUCCUCAGUAGCUGCUCUCACAGGAGCUUCACUGGAAUCUAUGAAAGAAGGGGUUAUGCCUGGAGAAGGACUGUCUCGAAGCUACAGUCGUCCAUCCAGCAUCAUUAGUGAUGACAGCAUUCUUUCAAAUGACGCCUAUGAUUUGCUUGAAUUAAAAGGUGGAAGAUCAAACAAGCAGAGAAUACGCAGUUGUGUUUCUGCUGAAAAUAUCCUGUAUCUGCAGGAUUUUGAUGGACUUCAGAAAAUUAGUCGUCCGCAAAACUUGAAACGCUACCGCAACCGUUUUGCAGACAACAGCUUUUCUUUGCUUUCAGAUAUGGAUGAUGUGACUCAGGUUUAUAAAAAAGCAUUGGAGAUCUGUAACAAUUUCACUUAAAGUUAUUCAUUUUAGAUUUAGAUACCUUUAUGGGUGUACACAGGUACUUUGCUGACAGUGGUUGUAUUUGAAUCACACCAGUAAUCUUUUUUGUGAAGCAUAUAAAUGUUUUUAUAUCUGGCAUUCAGUUAUAAAAUGAGCCAAGUCAGCACAUACAAUUUUACCUUUCUUAAAUCCUUUUCCUAUAGACGUAAAGUCAUAUUGUUUACAAUUGUAUGUGUAUUUUCUAGAAUUACUCUACAGUUUUGCUUUGCACUUGUCACUCUUGCACAGGAUCUAUAAAUUUAACUCUAAAAGUAAAAUUCAAAGUGGCUCGGGCCUAUAUACAAAAAUACAUUGUUCUUUGCCUGAGUGAAUGUCUUAUUGAGACAUACUAUGGAAGUCCCUAAACUAGGAAGAUACAUUAAUUAACGUUUAUUAGUCAUGAGAACGUUAUAUGGCCCCAGUGUUGGAUAAUUGCGUGUAAACAAUCUUUGACAACUCUGCCUUAUAUCAAAAGACAUGAAACUUUGUAAAAAGCGAGAAAUGCCUUUUCAUUUAAGUCCCCCAACUGUGUUUUUAGCCUCCGCUGAAACAAAAAUCUGAAAUUAUGGACAUAUAAUGUAUUAUAAUAUAGGGCAGUGAUAAACAUGAAUGCUUUGGUUUUAUUUGCUUAUUUUAUUCAUAUUUUUCCUGGUCUUUUAAUAAUUAUUUUAUGAACUUAGAGCACGUUUGCUAAACAUUUUGAGAGACAAACUGCUGUUAUGUCCGAACUAUUUUCUACCUAGAUUCCUUUACAACUGAUGUCAUUUGUAAUUUUAGUAUGUUUUGCAUUUUUUACUUCACUGUCAGCAAAUACUAUCUGAAAUAAUAACUGGCAGGCAGUACCAAAUGGACCUUGAAUGUAGUUGGUUUUUAGGAUGUUAGCUGAAGUGCUUUUGGCAAGUAGAAAAAGUAAAGGUUGAGUCUCAAUGUGAUUUGGAAGUUGUUGGUAUAGAAAGAAAUCUGGAAGUGUAGGGAUAUAUUUUUUUACAAUGCAAAAAUAUUGCAAUAAUAUAUACCAGUAGCCAUCCCAAUGGUAUAACAGAGUUAAAUUAUGAGAAAUGUUUCUAGAAUGUUGUAGAAAGAAAAAUAGGUGGUUGUUAGGAAGUACAGUAAGAAAAAUAGCAUUUUUUUUUUUUUUUACCAUAAAGGUAUUUCAGGGGUCAGCUGGAUUGUGUGAAUGAAUACGAAUAUUCACAAAUACUACAUAGGAAGAUGGUCCUGGGCAAACAAAUAAGGAUUUGUGUGUGGUUUUUUUUUUGUUGUUUUUUUUUACAUCUCAAGUGGCAUUUUUUUCUGUGUGACCAAAAAAAAUAUUUUACAGAAAGCUCAUAUGAAUUUAGCUUAAAGUUAAGUCGAUCAUAGUGAGUUUUAUUGUUGAACUGCCUUCAAGAAUCUGCUCAGUGCUUUAUUGAAAUUUGCCUAUAUUAUUUUCAUUAUGUAUUAAAUGUCAGGCAGAAUUAGACACUGGAUCUCAUUGAGUCCUUUUAUAUGAGUCACAUUAGAUUAAUCAAGGGUCAAAGUGAAAAUUCAAAUUCGCAUUUCGAAUUAAAAACUUCAUGUUUUCGAAUUUUUUUAGUGUUAUUCGACUAGGGAAUAGUUAAAAUUCAAUUUGAGUUUUUAAAAAAUAUUAAAUUCGAAUUUGAAAUUUGUCAUGUACUGGCCCUUUAAGAAUUCGACUAGUCACCACCUUAAACCUGCGGAAUUGCUGUUUUCGCCUAUGGGGGACAUUCUCAAAUACAUUUGGAGUUGUUUCGAAACAUCCUGAAAAUCAAGUUUUUUUUGGUCAAAUCGAAUUCGAUUCGAGUUUGUAGGUUGAACCCAUUCAUCUGAAUUUGAAAAAAUUUGAUUUUUUUUUUUAAAAAAAUGCAAUUUUUUUUUUCAAGUUUAUGGGAGUUUUUACAAACUCCCAUGAACUCGAAAUUCGACCCUUGAUAAAUCUGCCCCUAAGACUAGGCCAAUCAUUUUGUAAGUAGACACAUGAAUGCUAACAAAUUUUUAAAUAUUCUUCUUAUUUAAGUCAGUUUGUAAUAGCAGCCAUAUUGCCAAGUUCCACAUGCACAUAACAAUGUAUUUAGCCACUUAUUACAUUUUUUGUGUGUAUUUUCUAUCAGUAUUUAUCAUUUUGGAAAAUGUUAUAUGUUUGUUUUUUUUUAAUAUUUUAUUUACCUAUUGUUGGUAUUUUUAAAACCAGUCCGCAGAGGCUGAACAUUAUUCUUUAUUUCAGGAUUCAAUACACUGUUCUGCCUGACAGUUUAAAGAGAAGUAUAUAGCAAUGAUGCAUCUGUUUUUACAUUAUUAUAGCAGCGCCUCCACUGCCCCCGUCUUCUCCCUAAGACAACUGUACUUAUUCUCUAAAGACGUAUCUGUUCUACUAUGUGCUGGAAACAUUACAAAGUAACUCACACACUCAUAUAUGUAGCACAGAGUACAGUAAUUAAAGAUUUUUUUAUGUAGUCUACAUACUCUACAAACUACAUAUAUAAUAGGAAAUCUUUAUUUUCCCAAGCAUUGCUAUUGUUCCUUUUUGAAAUGGUUAUGUCAGACCUUUCCUGUACAAUGGUCUUAUUAUCCAGAAAAAGAAAUGUUUGUGAGUUGUAUUGUGAAAUCUCAAUGCAAAGAAGCCUAUGGAACCUUUAGGUUGGCUGGAGGCUAUAAAAAUCUUUGGAGAGAUUCCAACCUGGGGCCUCCCAGUUUAAAAAGCCCUGUCUUAAAAGAUUACAGUGUACGUUAUUUAUGUCCAACAGUUUGGAGAAAGCUCUGGAUGCUCAGAAAAAAAGACCUUGUUUAUUUUGAAUGUAUCUCACUAAUUUUGCUUUAAAAGCAAAAAGGGGGAAGUUACAUUUUACCAAAGAAACCAGUAUUUAGUGCAGACUAUGUUUGCCCAGGUCAUACUUUUUGUUUCAGCAAAAGAUAUUUUAAAGAAAAUAAUUAUGUCAAUGAAUAAUUGACUGUUUAUUGCCAACUGGAAACAUUAUAUAGGGAUUUACUGGCAUGUUCUCAUUUGUAGACGAAAAACUUGACUGCACAUUAUUAGUAUUGUGAUUUUAUUUAAUAAUUUUUUUGUAAUGCUAUGACAGUUUUUUUAAUUUGUCUAUGCCUUUUUUAUUUAUUGUUCUAAAUUCAGUUUUUAAAAGGUAUAAUAUAUUUGUUGUAAUUUAAUCAGUGCAACAUUUGAAGCUCCUGCCAAAAUGUUAUUGAUGAUGGGUGUGUUUGGGCUCCAUAAUGCUCAUGUAGAAGUGAGGAGCUCUUGACAACCACCCAAAAAUGUGUUGUUUUUUUUAACUGUUUUUUUUUUAUUAAAUAAAAUUCUGUGAUUACA
Xenopus laevis (African clawed frog) is the source of this 6134-nucleotide messenger RNA. RefSeq names its product NUAK family kinase 1 S homeolog (gene nuak1.S). Gene Ontology annotation, molecular function: nucleotide binding; ATP binding; kinase activity. The coding region runs from base 812 to 2791 and encodes 659 amino acids. Gene Ontology annotation, cellular component: cytoplasm. The record is from RefSeq and is a predicted model, not a curated record. The transcript is spliced from 7 exons. Gene Ontology annotation, biological process: microtubule cytoskeleton organization; intracellular signal transduction. NCBI's taxonomy places the organism in Eukaryota, Metazoa, Chordata, Amphibia, Anura, Pipidae.